AUGAGAGAAUUGGUCCGUUCUUAUGACGCCCGCAGUUUCAACGAAUUGUAUAAACGAUUGAGUGUCCAAGAUACAGAUGACAUCUACGCAGAAUAUGGACCAACAUGGAAGGAGACCGCGGAACACAGUAUUGCAAAUUACUGCAAGGAGAUAAUACUCGAACAAGAAACGAUGACAUUUGAACAGAUACUCAGGAGCAACCACCACAGUCGAACCUGUCAACACCCAGCUGAUACCCUCGCUGGAGAAGAAUGGCUGGAUGAACUAAUCCGGGUAAACAACAUUAACAAACGUGACCUAUUGGUAGCCCUGACCGCUGUUAUGAACAAGCUGUGUACCCGAAAGAACGCUUUCGUCAUUGAAGGGCCCACAACCACUGGGAAAACUCUGUUUGUGAAACUAGUAGCAGAGAACUAUGUGUAUGGAACUGUCCAACGCUCAGGUGACCACAGCCAGUUUUUCCUCAUGAAUUUACUCAAUAAAACACUGGCUCUUAUGGAAGAACCACGAAUCACUCAACUCACUGUGAACGACUUCAAGGAACUCUUAGGAGGCAACCCAUUCGACAUUCAUGUUAAACAUCAAAAAGACGAA
Molecule: messenger RNA, 594 nt
Organism: Opisthorchis viverrini
Lineage: Eukaryota; Metazoa; Platyhelminthes; Trematoda; Opisthorchiida; Opisthorchiidae
Exons: 1
Biological process (GO): viral genome replication
Source: RefSeq, a predicted model, not a curated record